AUGUCUACCUACGAAGUUGAACACGGCACAGAAGACCCUGCCACAAACCCCCAAUCCACCACCCGUCGCCGUCGCCCUGAUCUCUCUACCUUCUUCGCAACACUCUCUGAAAUCUCCCCAGACCCAGAACACCCCGACCACCGUCCCCAUGCAAUCCCUGUACCAGGCGACGUGAGCGCUGCCUUCUAUUCACUCGCCGAAGCGCUGGAAAUGAUGCGCCGCGAAGCCUCAACUGGAGGACAAGAAGGCGAGGAUCUCCUGACAACGAUGAUCCAGAACUUGCUUAGCCAGGCCGAUAUGCCACCUCGGGAGGUAGAGGGUGUGAGUGAAGAAUUCUGCGAAGGGCUCGAUCGUGUCCCCAAAUCUUCGCUCAAGCCUGAUCAGACCUGUCCUAUUUGCAACAAUCCUUUCUUGGAGGAUGAGUACCCUCUUGUUGUUCGGCUGCCUUGUCACCCUACUCACAUUUUUGAUAUGGAGUGUGUCCGGCCUUGGUUGCGGUUGCGAGGUACUUGCCCGCUCGAUCGAGUGGAUUUCGCUAAGCAAUUACGGGAGAAGGAAGAGGCGAGGGAAAAGCUUGUGGAAGAGGAUGAAGAGGAGGAGUGGGAUGGGAUGUAUGGUUGA
This is a messenger RNA of Penicillium odoratum, 621 nucleotides long. RefSeq lists its product as uncharacterized. Gene Ontology annotation, molecular function: ubiquitin protein ligase activity. Gene Ontology annotation, biological process: ubiquitin-dependent protein catabolic process. Bases 1 to 621 code for a protein of 206 amino acids. The record is from RefSeq and is a predicted model, not a curated record. The transcript has 3 exons. NCBI's taxonomy places the organism in Eukaryota, Fungi, Ascomycota, Eurotiomycetes, Eurotiales, Aspergillaceae. Gene Ontology annotation, cellular component: cytoplasm.